AUGAGAAAGAGAAACAUCAUCCAGGAAGGAAGUGGAAAGCAGUACAAUCUUGCAGUAAAUUCGUUUUCGUUCUUACAGAUUCAAGCAGUAGCAGGUAUAAGCCCAGUCCAGCACCAACUAACGCCUCUGAUUCUUAGGACCUCUUUUUUAGGCUAUACAUAG
Molecule: messenger RNA, 162 nt
Organism: Arabidopsis thaliana (thale cress)
Lineage: Eukaryota; Viridiplantae; Streptophyta; Magnoliopsida; Brassicales; Brassicaceae
Exons: 1
Coding region: 1-162 (53 amino acids)
Source: RefSeq, marked reviewed